UGCAGAUAGACAGUACAGAGGCAGCCACUGGUUGUAGACAGCUUAGUUUACACAAGAAGAAGAAGACAUACCUUUUUGGAUAUAGACAAAAACUGCACUUUUUGGAAAUGGGUACAUGUGGAUCUAGGCUUCAGAAACAAGAACAGGUCCUGAUGCUGGGCCUGGACGGAUCAGGAAAGACCACCCUCCUCUACAAACUGAUGUACAACGAGAGCGUGGUGACAGUGCCAACUGUGGGCUUCAAUGUGGAGACGCUGGAGACAGACAGGAGCAGCCCGAGCCUGACAGUGUGGGACGUGGGGGGCCAGAAGAAGAUGAGGCCCCACUGGAAGCAUCACUAUGCUGAUACAGCCGGACUGGUGUUUGUGGUGGACAGCUGGGAUCAGAAACGACUGGACGAGGCCUGCAAGGAACUCCAUCGGGUCCUAAGGUACGAAAGCCUCAGAGGAGUUCCUCUUGUGGUCCUCGCCAACAAACAGGACCUCCCAAGAGCUCUGAGCCCAGAGGCACUUUGCCUCAAACUGGACUUAAAAAGAGUGUGUGAGGGCAGAGCCUGGUUCAUUCAGCCCUGUUCAGCCACCACCGGCAUGGGACUAGAAGAAGGUUUCAGGAGGAUAGUCUAUCUGAUGAAGACCCCACUGAAACAGACUCAAGAGGACAUUAAAGUUAAGAUGAGGUCAAAGGGCUUCAGCAUCACAGCUGUAAAACAAGUCAUGCUCUGCAGCAGAUGAUGGAUAAAAAUCUUUUUUUGAAGUUUCAUUCAUGCCAUGCUUAGGAUUUCCUCUCGCCUGGCCAUGUGAGUCAUCUGCAAAUAUGGCCUCGCUGUGGCGUCUAUAAGAUCCAAUCAGGGGAGGCAGUAAUAAGAAGGAUGACAUUAACACAGUGAUUAGUGUUAAUGUCUGUGAAAUAUAAAAGUUUAGCUGGAUCAAGGAGAAGAGAAAGCGUCUUUGGACGGUGACGAUAAACCACAAGGAUUCUGUUAACAAUCUUGGAAAAUCAGGGUAGUUUUGAGAAAACAGUGGACAUGUCACACAAUGUUUGAGACAGUUCAGUCUGACAGUGCACAGACUGUAUGCAGAAAACUGACUGAUUACAAACAGAAAUGUUCUUUUCCAUUUGUGCACUAUUUUUACUUUAUGUAUUUAUUUGUAGUAUUUUUUAACAUCACAACAUUAAA
Molecule: messenger RNA, 1177 nt
Organism: Toxotes jaculatrix (banded archerfish)
Lineage: Eukaryota; Metazoa; Chordata; Actinopteri; Toxotidae
Product: ADP-ribosylation factor-like protein 14
Exons: 2
Coding region: 108-731 (207 amino acids)
Biological process (GO): intracellular protein transport; vesicle-mediated transport
Cellular component (GO): cytoplasm
Molecular function (GO): GTPase activity; GTP binding
Source: RefSeq, a predicted model, not a curated record